GAAUUUCACCACCAUCAUUCUUCAACCCAAUCACUCUUCUCAAUUCUCAUAUUCCAAUGUCAAAUCCUCAAACAAACAAUAACCGCCACCAGCCCAGCCGCCUGCAGCGCCGCGCCCCCUCCUCCCUGCAAAUAAACCGCGCCGUCGAGUGGAACGUCGCCAUCCCCCUCCUCUCCCCGCUCGCAUCCUCUCCGCCGCCGAUGGAGCUAAAACCGCCGCAAGAGCCGCCGCAGCGGGAGGCGGAGAAGGUCACCGUGUCGUUCAAGAAGUGGCAGCACCCCGCCGCACCUUUCUGUUACGAGCCCGCUCCCAUGGUGCCUCCCUUCGUUCCCGUGUAGAUAUACAAACCAAAGAAAAAGAAGAAGAUGAAGGAACAGAGAGAGUUUUAGGAUGCUGCUAUCUAAUGGUUCAUACUACUAUUUAGAUAGAAUGAAGAAGAUCUAACGCUGUAUUUUUAAUUAAUUAUUAUUGUUCCUUUUUUUUUGUUGGGGAGAGGCUUUGCCUUGUUUUGCACACGGGGAUUAUCAUGUUCAUGCUUCAUUCAUUCAUGUGAUAUGAAUGAACAUUACACCCCCUCUGUGUUUUUUUCUCUCUCUCUUUUUUUAGCUUUUCCCCGUUUUUUUUUUUAUGCCUUUUCAUUUUGGGGCUUAAAUUAAACUACUUACUUCAUAGGAAUAUCUCUCUUUUCUUCUUCUCAGCAAAAAAUAAAAAAGAAAUCUCUCUCUCUCUUC
This is a messenger RNA of Glycine soja, 731 nucleotides long. RefSeq lists its product as uncharacterized. NCBI's taxonomy places the organism in Eukaryota, Viridiplantae, Streptophyta, Magnoliopsida, Fabales, Fabaceae. The transcript has a single exon. Gene Ontology annotation, cellular component: cytoplasm; nucleus. Bases 57 to 338 code for a protein of 93 amino acids. The record is from RefSeq and is a predicted model, not a curated record.